CAGCCCUUGCCCCAACAGACGGACGGACGCUGGGGGACCAGCCUGCCCACGGGACACAGGUCACCCACCCAGAGACGUGUCAGCCACUGGCCAGCCCUUCUCCUGGGAGCCGUCUGGGCAGCCACCACAGCACGGUCCCCAAAGGCCAUCCCUGACCUUCCUGCCUGCCUGCCCAGAGCCACGCUCCGCUGAAGAUAUGAGUGCAGGGCCCAAGCUCCCCCACUGCCUGCUUGGCUGCCUGCUCCUCAUGGCUUUCACGGCAGGUGCCCUCGCCAGCCGCCCCAGCCGUGCCCCACCGGGGAGGGGGGCAACCACCUGCCCCCAGAAGUGGCUCUACUACCGGGGGUACUGCUACGGGUACUUCACCGAGAGGAAGACCUGGGUUGAGGCCGAGGAUGAGUGCAGCCGGUACGGCCCCAUGGGGCGGCUGGCCUCCAUCCACAGCCAGGGAGCCAGCAAGGUCCUCGCCGAAUACAUCGCCCGCCAGAGCAACAGGGACACCACCUGGAUCGGGCUGCGGGACGAUGAGCAUACCAGGCAGUGGAAGUGGUCGGAUAACUCUGCCUUCGACUACCAGCGCUGGGACCGGGGGCAGCCCAACAACCUUUGGGACAAGGAGGACUGCGUGGUGCUGGAAAAGCUGGCGGGUUUCGAGUUCUGGCACGACUACCCCUGCAACUACAAGUUCCCCUUCCUGUGCAGUCACCAGCUCUGAGGGGUGGCUGGUCCCGCUGGCGUCUGGGGGUGCCCCCACACCCCCCUCCCUGCCGCCCCCGCGCCCCUCCCUGCCCGCUGCCCCACUGGGGACCUCCUGGCCCUGCCAGGCUCCCACCCCACCGGGCUCCCCGCACGCCCGGCAGGCAAUAAACCUUGG
Harpia harpyja (harpy eagle) is the source of this 874-nucleotide messenger RNA. Its product is annotated as C-type lectin Cal-like. The coding region runs from base 197 to 715 and encodes 172 amino acids. Gene Ontology annotation, molecular function: signaling receptor activity. The transcript has 7 exons. Lineage: Eukaryota; Metazoa; Chordata; Aves; Accipitriformes; Accipitridae. The record is from RefSeq and is a predicted model, not a curated record.